Molecule: messenger RNA, 899 nt
Organism: Frieseomelitta varia
Lineage: Eukaryota; Metazoa; Arthropoda; Insecta; Hymenoptera; Apidae
Product: protein BUD31 homolog
Exons: 4
Coding region: 306-740 (144 amino acids)
Biological process (GO): mRNA splicing, via spliceosome
Cellular component (GO): nucleus; spliceosomal complex
Source: RefSeq, a predicted model, not a curated record
CAUCAGAUUCCAUUGACAUUUCUGGAGAAAAAAUCAUCCAGAGUUCGAAAAAGCGGCACGCCGCUGUUGCUCACCUGUAAGCUGUAGUAAGAGUAACGUGCAUCAUUAUGCUCAGAAAAAUAUUUCUGUUUAGGAUGACAAAAUAACACUGGAAUUACAAAGACUUCCGAUACGUAACGCUAAGGCCGUUAAAAGAUUCUAUUACCAUUGUAACAAAACAUCGCUUUCGGAACACAAACAGACCAUGUUAAAUUCACAUUUCUGUUUGCGGUUUUAAUAAUCUACUUCUAAUCUAUGAAUUAAAAAUGCCGAAAGUACGUAGAAGUAAGAAACCUCCUCCGGACGGUUGGGAAUUGAUCGAACCAACGUUGGAGGAAUUAGAACAGAAAAUGCGCGAAGCCGAGACUGAACCUCACGAGGGCAAACGGAAACAAGAAUCAUUGUGGCCCAUAUUCAAAAUCCAUCACCAAAAAUCAAGAUACAUAUAUGACUUGUAUUACAGGCGAAAAGCAAUAAGUCGUGAACUGUAUGAUUAUUGCCUGAAUGAGAAUAUAGCAGACAGAAAUUUAAUAGCAAAGUGGAAGAAAGUGGGAUACGAAAACUUGUGCUGUUUGCGUUGCAUACAGCACAGAGAUACUAACUUUGGCACAAAUUGCAUUUGCAGGGUACCUAAAGGCAAACUUGAAGAAGGUAGAAUAGUAGAAUGUAUCCAUUGUGGAUGCAGAGGAUGUUCUGGAUAACAUUUGAUGAUAAUUGUAAGUAUAUAAUUUCAAUAUUUGUAAAAAUUACAAAUAUGUGUAAUGCUCCUACUUUUAUAUAAUUGCAAGUUUCUUACAUUUGAAUUUACUGUAUAACUAACUGAAAGAUUAUUCUGAAUAGAAGAUGCAGUAUUUUUUUAA